This is a messenger RNA of Sebastes umbrosus (honeycomb rockfish), 3760 nucleotides long. RefSeq names its product ADP-ribosylation factor GTPase activating protein 2 (gene arfgap2). Gene Ontology annotation, molecular function: GTPase activator activity. The record is from RefSeq and is a predicted model, not a curated record. Bases 6 to 1715 code for a protein of 569 amino acids. The transcript is spliced from 17 exons. Gene Ontology annotation, biological process: COPI coating of Golgi vesicle. NCBI's taxonomy places the organism in Eukaryota, Metazoa, Chordata, Actinopteri, Perciformes, Sebastidae.
GUUAAAUGUGGAACCGACGGGGAUCCGUAGUGACGUCAUCAUAUGGAAAUUGUCAGAGUGGCAAGAUGGCGACGGAACCUAACAAGACAGAAAUCCUGACCGUCUUCAAACGACUGAGAUCCGUUCCGACCAACAAGGUUUGUUUUGAUUGUGCAGCUAAAAACCCCAGCUGGGCAAGUAUUUCAUAUGGUGUGUUCUUAUGCAUUGACUGCUCCGGCAUCCACCGCUCCCUGGGUGUGCAUCUCAGCUUCAUCAGGUCCACUGAGUUAGACUCCAACUGGAACUGGUUUCAGCUUAGAUGUAUGCAGGUUGGAGGCAAUGCCAAUGCGACGGCAUUCUUCCGCCAGCACGGCUGCUCCACUAACGACACCAACGCCAAGUAUAACAGUCGUGCAGCCCAGUUGUACAGGGAGAAGAUUCGCCAGCAAGCAAAUGCUGCAUUGUCCAAAUAUGGCACAGAUCUCUGGAUCGAAUCGCCAGCAGGAAGCACUCCUGCAGCUCCUCAGAAGAAAGAGGCAGACUUUUUUGCAGAACAUACACAGCCCGCUGGUGACUGGAGCAUGGCGCCGUUCUCCGAGCCAGAGCUGAAUGGAGCCGCUAUCACCUCACAGCUGACGGACACAACGCCUAAAGGCCAGGAUGACAACCAGCCAGAGGACGGACCCAGCAUCGACGGUCUGAGCGAGUCACCCAGAGCCUCCAUGGAGGACUCCAUGCGUUUGUCAUCACAUGAAGGACGGACACCUAAAGAUGUAAAGACUUCCCUCAUUGGAAAGAAGAAGCCCAUGACUGCCAAAAAAGGGCUCGGUGCAAAGAAAGGCCUCGGCGCCCAGAAGCUGAGCAGUAAGAGUUUCGCGGAUGUGGAGAAGCAGGCGCAAGUGGCCGAGAAGAUGAGAGAGGAGCAGGCUGCAGAGGCCAAGAAACAAGCCGAGGAGUCCAUCGUGGCAUCAAUGCGUCUGGCUUACAAAGAGCUGGAGAUCGACAGGAAGAUGGAGGAAAAGAAGAUUCAGACCCUGGAGGGCAAGAAGAGAGAGCAGGCCGAGAGACUGGGCAUGGGCUUCGGCAACAGGAGUGCUGUGUCUCAUUCGGUGAUGUCGGAGAUGCAGGUGAUCGAGCAGGAGACACCUGUAGGAGCCAAGUCCUCCUCUCGCUCCAAACUGGACAUGUUUGAUGAGCCGGGUUUCACCUCUGGACCCCCAAAAUAUAAAGACAACCCGUUUACAGUGGGAGACAGUUUUGGAUCCCGGUGGGACACCGAGGGAGGGACUGCCUCCUUCACCACCUCCUGGGCUCUGGAGAAAGAGGACCCCAAAGAGGAGGUCACCAUCUCUAGUAUUCAGCCAAUCGGAGAGAGACUUCCCAGCAGAAGAAAAGCCGACGUAUCGGCUCCGGUGUCCGAGUCGAGCGAGGCCCGACAGAAGUUUGCAAACGCAAAGGCGAUCUCAUCGGACAUGUUCUUCGGUCGGGAGAGCAGUGCAGAGUAUGAUGCGAAGACCAGACUGGAGACCAUGUCUGGAAGCACCUCCAUCAGUUCGGCUGACCUGUUUGGGGAGGGCAGUGACCUUAAAGGCAGAGGACCAGGCUUCGACAGCGUGCUCCCCUCCGGCCCGGACAUCGCACAAUUCAAACAGGGAGUGAAGACCGUAGCGGGCAAAAUGGCUGUCCUGGCCAACGGUGUCAUGAACACGAUCCAGGAUCGCUACGGCUCCUACUGAUCGGCCCUGAGAGAGCAGCACCAACCUGUGGGAAGAAAUACUGACGCCUGUGAAGAGCCAACCAGCCUCCUGACUGAUGCGUGCAUUUUGGCGGAGUAGAUGGACGAGAGAGAGAGAGAGAGAGACGGGAUCAGAGAGGAUUGCAUGGGGAAAAUAAAUCGUCCUUCUCUCCCGUCCUCUUCUAGAGACAAUUCUACAGGAGUGAGACAGUAUUUUCUUCUCAUUCUCAUUAGCAGACUCUUGUUUUAUUUUCAUAAAGGAAACCAUCGAGCGGUGUAGUUUUUUCUAAACCAAGAGUUAUGUUUCAAUUGUUUUGGUCUUAGUUUUCAAAAUGACGUCAGAGUUAAUUCUACUAUAUUUUAUUCCUUAUACAUAAAUCAAAGUGUUGUUUUUGAAUAAUUUUAUCAAAUACGUCUUUUUUUUUUUUAUUGUGAUAUAAACAGUGCAGUAUAUCAAAUGUUAAUUUGAACAAGAAUCCACAAUGUUUGCAUUCAGUGUUCGAUUCACUGCUGUUCACUUACAGUAGAGUUUGUCCACAGGUUUUGUUUGUUUUGUUUUUUACACAAAGCACUGACAGCAACUGUCUUGACAAUUUCAGAUGUCUGUGAGCUUGGAAUUAUGCAUUUCUGUCUGGAUGAAAGUAUAUAUUGUAAAAACAGCAGCUGCUAGCUGCUAUGGUUAUUUAUUAUCUAUCUUUUUAAAACUAGAUAAACCCAGUCAGUCGCUCAUGACCGCAGAGACCAGUACCUUGUGUGUUCCAUCAAACAGAAGACACAGUGCGGGAGGAUUGGAGAUUUUAAAUUAUUAAAGGGGGGUUAAACCCAAUGGUAGUUUUAGACACAUCAAAUGAGCAGGAAGUGUCAUUUAAAGGUUCUCAAACGUUUUGAGGAAACAUUUCAACCUAAAUACUUAAAGACCUGUUUCAUAGUGAUAAACAGAAACACAUUUCAAUUUGAAUCAUGUUAAUGUAAGAUGAGAUAAUCCUUUAUUAGUGCCACAGCAGGGAAAUUUGCAAUGUGAUUGAAUGUUAAAACCACUUAUAUACCUUUUAAACAGAAAAGGAUUUUAUGCAAAAUGCAUUUGAACUCAAGUUGACAGCGUUUAUAGCCGACACUUCAAGUCUUAAAAAGGUUCAGAAAAUGAACAGUAGCGAGACGGGCAUAGUCGUAAUAAAUCCAGACAUUUAAACGUACCAGUCUGAAGCGGAAUUUCAGAUCGUGCUUCAACUUUAAAAUGAAAUGAUACAACACAAUUUUGAAUUCAUAGCUAAUUAUUUCGCAGACCUCCACUUUGAGAAUCUCUGAUUUAAAGUAUGUAGAUGCGUCCGUUUAGAUAACAGACGUCAGAUAGAACAUCUGAAGUUCCAGCUCAUAAAACGAUCAUACUGUUUCGACUAUGCAUUUUCACUUUCUUGUUGGUUGAAUCUCAGAUCUGCCUCCAUGUACCUCAACUCUGAAACAUUUAGACGUCGUUGCUGCCUUUUUCCUCCUCUCAGCAGGCAAACGUUUUAUUUUGGGAGGCUGACAGUCUUCAGUUUACAUUUUUAUCUGUUUAGUUCCAGACAUAUUUGGCCAAUUAAAACUAUUCCUGACAUUCCCGGUGUAAAUGAUCGUGCCCUUUCGAUAGAAGGAGCCCUUUAAAUAUUUCUGUAAUGCUGUUCAGCUGCAAACUUUCCCGGGCCGGUUAGCAUGCAAGUCUACUUUGAUCCUCUGUGAUAAAAUCAAACCGACAUCUUUAGCGAGACAGCUCACCUCAUGUAUCACACCCUUUCUUUACCGGAUUGUGAUGCAGCUCAUCUCCAACCCUCCAGUACCUUUAUGUUCCCGUCUGUCUGAGUAGAUGAGAGGUCUGGAAACCUGUCUGUAAUGAGUGUCAUAUGAUUUUUUUUUUCCCCUAGCGUGGCCAUGCCCGUGUAUGUUCCACCCGUGAUAAACUCUCCACAAAAAGUAACAAACAUGUGAACAGAAAGGAUGAAACAUUCAACUAUUUAUUUGUAGGCUACAAAAAGAAACUUAUUCAGUAUGUUAAUAAAGGUUUAAAACCUC